AGCCGGUUUUGGAUAACGGCGUGGUGAGAGAAGUGAAUCUACAUUUUCAAGGUCUUCUUCUUUUUGCAUAAGGCAACGAUGCCACCAGCGCAGAAGCCAAUUCUCUUCACCCCGGGUCCGCUGAUGACCUCUGAGACGGUAAAGGAAGCCAUGAUGACAGACUAUGGCAGUCGGGACCGCCGUUUCAUGGAUGCCGUGAAGUUUAUUCGCGAGGAGGUCAUCUCCAUUGCUGAACUCGAUCCCAAGGAGUGGGUUUGCAUUCUGCAGCAGGGAGCUGGCACGAUGGGUAUUGAGGCCGCCAUCUCGACUAUCUUCCCUCGAAAGGGAGGCAAAUAUCUCCUUAUUAAUUCUGGCAAGUACUCGGAGAAGCAGGCAGCCAUUGUGAAGCGGCUAGGAUGCUCAAUGGUGAUGCUGAAGCUGCGUGAAGGCGAAGAAUUGCAGAUGAGCGCACUGGAGUCGAUUCUCCGCGAGAACCCGGACAUCACCACUGUCGGAUUCGUGCAGCACGAGACCAGUACGGGGAUGGUUUACCCAGCGGAGAAGAUUGCCGCCACGGUGCACCGCAUUGUUCCGGCUGCCAAAAUUAUUGUGGAUGGAGUGAGUGCGUUCGGCGGCAUUCCCUUCAGCGUUGCGAAGGCAUGUGACAUCCUCGUGACCACGCCGAACAAGUGCCUGCACAGUGUCCCGGGCAUUUCCAUAAUCCUCGCGCGCCGGUCGGUCAUCAUGGCCGCUAAAGGGUGCUCCCGCAGCGCGACGCUGGACCUCGCGAUGGAGCUCGUCGCGUUUGAUAAAAGCGGGCAGUUUGCUAUCACGCCUCCGGUGCACGUGGUGAUGGCGCUCCAGCAGGCCCUCAUUGAGUACAAGCGCGAAGGCGGCUUGGCGGGGCGUCAGAAGUCGUACCACGCCAAGUCACUGCUCGUGCGCAAGGCAGUCAAAGAGAUGGGCUUCACUCUCUUCCUCGAUGAGACGAAGCCCAGCUACGCCGACAUUGUCGUGUGCGUGAACAUGCCGACGGACCCUCGCUGGAACUUUAAGAAGUUCUACACGUACCUCAACGACCGCGGCCUUGUGAUUUACCCCGGCAAGGCAUCUCACGCGGAAACGUUUCGCUUUGGCAUUAUCGGCCACACGUCGCUGGAGGACUGCGACCGCUUGAUGAAGUGCGCAAAGGAAGCCUUGAAGUCUAUGGGAAUUGACCGCCUUGAGCAAAAGAGUAAGCUGUAG
This is a messenger RNA of Leptomonas pyrrhocoris, 1224 nucleotides long. RefSeq names its product 2-aminoethylphosphonate:pyruvateaminotransferas e-like protein. Gene Ontology annotation, biological process: organic phosphonate catabolic process. The transcript has a single exon. The record is from RefSeq and is a predicted model, not a curated record. NCBI's taxonomy places the organism in Eukaryota, Euglenozoa, Kinetoplastea, Trypanosomatida, Trypanosomatidae. Gene Ontology annotation, molecular function: 2-aminoethylphosphonate:pyruvate transaminase activity. The coding region runs from base 79 to 1224 and encodes 381 amino acids.